Loxodonta africana (African savanna elephant) is the source of this 4749-nucleotide messenger RNA. It is a transcript of the gene ZMYM6, whose product is annotated as zinc finger MYM-type containing 6. The transcript has 16 exons. The record is from RefSeq and is a predicted model, not a curated record. Bases 763 to 4626 code for a protein of 1287 amino acids. Gene Ontology annotation, molecular function: zinc ion binding. NCBI's taxonomy places the organism in Eukaryota, Metazoa, Chordata, Mammalia, Proboscidea, Elephantidae.
UUUUUCUUUAAUUCUUUCUUUUCUGUAUUGAAAAGUGACGUGAGAGUUUUACUUAGGCAGUUUUGUUUUGUAAGUUAAAACAUCUCACCUGAUUUUUCCUUAUUAGAUGAGUAAAUAGAUUUUUCUAUUCUUUAAAUAAAAAAAGAUCUUGGUAACUAUGUGAUAUUUCUUCCUGUAAAGGGAAAGUAAUAUGUAUUUACCUUUUUCCCCCACAUUUAGCAGUUUUAAAAAUUCUCUUGUAUCUGAGAGUAGUUUCCUUUUGCCUUGUAAAUAUGUGUAGUUUACUCUAUGCCAGGCCCUGGGGAUCCAGGAGUGAUCAAAACCAAUUUAGUCCCUUUGCUCAUAGAGCUUCUAGGUUAAUAGGGGAAAUAGACAUUACAUAAGUAAUUGAUCAAAUAGUAUAUAUAAUUACGAAUUACAACCAGUACUCUAGGAGACAAGCUGAAAAUGGGGAAUCUGACAUAGUUUUAGCUGGGGGUAGGGGGUGGCUAGGGAAGGCCUCCCUGAGGAAAGGACUUACAAGCAGAAUUAUGAAGAAUGAAUUAACUAGGCAAAGAGCAUGGAGGAGAGUGUUCCAGACAAGGGAACUGCAUAAGGAAAGCCCUGAAUUGGAAAGACGCAUGGUUUUUUUUGAAGAACUGCAAGUCCAGUGGGCCUGGAUCAAAAAAGGAAUACGAAUGUACCCAACAGUCAAAAACUCAAGAAAGUGAACUGAAAAUUAGUGCAGUAUUUUCAGUCAGUGAUGGUCCUCUUGCGCAACAGAUGACCCCAAACUUUCAGUUUUCUCUUGCAUCACCUGGCCAGAAUAUAUUGCUUCCUUCCGGUCCAGCCAUGGCUAUUCAGGUUUUUUGUUCCGGAUGUAAAAAAAUGCUUUAUAAGGGGCAGACUGCAUAUCAUAGAACAGGAUCUACACAGCUUUUUUGCUCUACACGGUGCAUCACUGGAUAUGCUUCACUUGUCUGCUUACCACCUCCUCCCAAGAAAACCUGCACAAACUGCCUGAAUUGCUGGCUAGUAAGAGGACAAGUGUCUUGUGGUUUGGAGUUGUGGGAUGGCCACAGGCCCAUUGGCUUUAGCAGAGACAUUUUAAAUCCAAAGGAUGUGAUCACAACCAGAUUUGAAAAUUCCUCUCCUAGCAAAGAUUUCUGCAGCCAGUCAUGCCUCUCUUCUUAUGAGCUAAAGAAAAAACCUGUUGUUACCAUAUAUACCAAUAGCAUUUCAACUAAGUGCAGCAUGUGUCAGAAAAAUGCUGAUAUUCGAUUUGAGGUUAAAUAUCAAAAUGUGGUACAUGGUCUUUGUAGUGAUGCCUGUUUUUCAAAAUUUCACUCUACCAACAACCUCACCAUGAAUUGCUGUGAGAACUGUGGGAGCUAUUGCUAUAGUAGCUCUGGUCCUUGCCAGUCCCAGAAGGUUUUUAGUUCAACAAGUGUCACGGCAUACAAGCAGAAUUCAGCCCAGACUCCUCCAUAUGCCCUGGGGAAAUCAUUGAGGCCCUCAGCUGAAAUGAUUGAGACUACGAAUGACUCAGGAAAAACAGAGCUUUUUUGUUCUAUUAAUUGCUUAUCUGCUUACAGAGUUAAGACAGUUAUUUCUUCAGGUGUCCAGGUUGCGUGUCAUAGUUGUAAAACCUCAGCAAUCCCUCAGUAUCACCUAGCCAUGUCAAAUGGAACUAUAUACAGCUUCUGCAGCUCCAGUUGUGUGGUAGCUUUCCAGAAUGUAUUUAACAAGCCAAAAGGACCAAACUCUUCAGCAGUGCCCCUCUCUCAGGGUCGAGUGGUUGUAAGCCCGCGCAACGGGUCAGCAGUGCCAGCGGGAGGAGGUAACGCCUCAGCUGUUCCCUCCAGCUCCAUCAGUGGCUCUGCUGCAGCCAGUCUCCAGCCUCUUGCUGAACAAUGUCAGCAAGUUGCUUUAACCCAAACAGUUUCUAAGCUCAAGUGUCAGCACUGUAAUCAUCUGUUUGCCACAAAACCAGACCUUCUUUUCUACAAGGGUAAAAUGUUUCUGUUUUGUGGCAAGACUUGUUCUGAUGAAUAUAAAAAGAAAAAUAAAGUUGUGGCAAUGUGUGACUACUGUAAACUUCAGAAAAUUAUAAAGGAGACUGUGCGAUUCUCAGGGGUUGACAAGCCCUUCUGUAGUGAAGUUUGCAAAUCCCUCUCUGCACGUGACUUUGGAGAACGAUGGAGAAACUACUGUAAGAUAUGCAGUUAUUGUUCACAGACAUCCCCUAAUUUGGUAGAAAAUCGAUUGGAGGGCAAGUUAGAAGAGUUUUGUUGUGAAGAGUGCAUGUCCAAAUUUACAGUUCUCUUUUAUCAGAUGGCAAAGUGUGAUGGCUGUAAACGACAGGGUAAGCUAAGUGAGUCCAUAAAAUGGCGAGGAAACAUCAAAUAUUUCUGUAACCUGUUUUGUGUCAUCGAGUUUUGUCAUCAGCAAAUUACAAAUGACCCUCUUGCACAGAAUAAAGUAAAUAUUUCUAAGGCACAAACUACUUUGAUGGAGCCCCUUUCUUCAAGGAUGAAUUCAACACCAGUUAUAACCAAUGUGGUGUCGUUGGCAAAAGUAUCUGUUGCCCAGCCCACAGGGAACACUAACAGUGUUUCAAAAGGUGCAGUUAUUAAAGAGGCAGCAAAGAUCACUGAAAAUGGAAUUACACAGACAGAUGCCAUGAAACUUCUAUCUUCCCAAUCUUCCCAACCUUCCAGGCUCUUAAAGAACAAAGCAAUAUUGUGCAAGCCUGUCACACAGACCAAGGCCAUCUCUUGCAAACCACAUACACAACACAAGGAAUGUCAGACAGAUUUACCUCUGCCUAAUGAGAAAAAUGAUACAGACCUUGAUUCGCCACCUGCAAAGAAAAAAAAAGUAGGUUUUUUCCAGACUUAUGAUGCAGAAUAUUUAAAAGUUGGCUUUAUUAUCUGCCCUGGAUCAAAAGAAAGUUCACCGAGGCCACAGUGUGUCAUAUGUGGAGAAAUCUUAUCCAGUGAAAACAUGAAGCCAGCAAAUCUCUCUCAUCAUUUGAAGACAAAACAUUCAGAAUUAGAAAACAAACCAGUAGAUUUUUUUGAACAAAAAUCUCUUGAAAUGGAAUGUCAAAACAGUUCUUUAAAAAAGUGUUUACUAGUUGAAAAGUCACUUGUGAAAGCUUCUUAUUUAAUUGCUUUCCAAAUUGCUGCCAGCAAGAAGCCAUUUUCCAUUGCUGAGGAAUUAAUUAAACCAUAUUUGGUAGAAAUGUGUUCAGAAGUUUUGGGUUCAAGUGCUGGAGACAAAAUGAAAACCAUCCCUCUUUCUAAUAAUAUGAUUGGACACAGGAUUGAUGAGCUAUCUGCAGACAUUGAAGAUCAGCUGAUUCAAAAAGUCAGAGAGUCAAAGUGGUUUGCCCUUCAGAUAGAUGAGACAUCAGAAAUCUCAAAUAUAACUCUCCUUUUGUGCUAUAUUCGUUUCAUUGAUUAUGAUUGUAGUGAUAUAAAAGAAGAACUACUAUGUUGCAUUGAAACGCCUUCUCAAAUAACUGGUGUUGAAAUAUUUGAACUAAUAAAUAAAUAUAUUGAUAGUAAAUCUCUGAAUUGGAAACAUUGUGUUGGUCUCUGUACAGAUGGGGCUGCAAGCAUGACUGGCAGGUGUUCUGGUUUAAGGGCAAAAAUUCAAGAAGUUGCCACGAAUACAGUGGCAUUUACACAUUGUUUUAUUCACCGUGAACAUUUAGCAGCAGAAAAGUUGUCUCCAUAUUUACAUGAAAUUCUUUUGCAGUCGGCACAAAUUUUAAGUUUUAUCAAGAGCAAUGCAUUCAAUUCACGUAUGUUAACAAUUUUGUGUGAAGAGAUGGGGUGCGAGCAUGUGAAUUUACCACUUCAUGCUGAAGUACGUUGGAUAUCAAGAGGGAGGAUUUUAACAAGAUUAUUUGAAUUACGACAUGAAAUUGAAAUGUUUUUAACUCAAAAACAUUCAGAUUUGGCCAAGUGUUUUCGUGAUGAGGAAUGGGUUGCAAAGCUGGCCUAUUUGUCAGAUAUAUUUUCACUUAUAAAUGAAUUAAAUUCAAGUCUCCAAGGCACUAUGACUACUGUCUUCAGUUUGUAUAAGAAAAUCGAUACAUUUAAGAAAAAGUUGAAAAUGUGGUUGAAGCGCACACAGGAGAAUGAUUAUGACAUGUUCCCUUCAUUUUCUGAAUUCUCAAACUCAUCAGACUUAAAUAUGAGAAGCAUGACAAGCAUUAUUUUUGAGCACCUGGAAGGACUUUUUAAAAUGUUCAAUGACUGUUACCCACCAGAAGAAGACUUGCGUUCAGGAAAUUUAUGGAUAACCAAUCCUUUUAUGAAUCACCAAAAUCGUAAUCUCACCGACUUUGAAGAAGAAAAGCUAACACAGUUAUCUUCAGAUCUAGAAUUGCAAUCAAUAUUUAAAUCGAUGCCUGUAACUCAGUUUUGGAUAAAUGCUAAGACAAGUUACCCAGAACUCCAUGAAAAGGCAAUGAAAUCUUUAUUACCUUUUUCAACUAUUUAUUUAUGUGACGCUACAUUUUCAGCCUUGACUGAGUCAAAACAAAGAAAUCUGUUGGUUUCUGGCCCAGCCCUAAGACUUGCAGUCACAUCUUUAAUACCAAGGAUAGAAAAGUUAGUAAAGGAGAAAGAAUAGCACCAUGUAUAUCAUCAAAGUCUAUAAUUUUGUGUUAAAUUUUGUAUAUAUAUAUCUUAAAAUAUAAUUUCCUAUUGUGGAUUUGUGUUUUCAGUGAUUAAAUGUUUUAAUAAUUUUUUCUUU